AUGCGUCUAAAUUUUUACAAGAAAACCAUAAACAAAUUAGUAUACUACAGCGAGAAUACAACAUUGCAUGGGCUUAAAUACGCGGCCGACAAGAAACGGCACCCGGUAGUAAGAUUAUUCUGGGCUGGUACGUUCGCGUUGAACAUCUAUGCAAUGAUAACGAUAUUCCAGGCUGCUUACAAUACGUACAACGAAAACGCCAUCAGUUUCGUAACGGAAACGACUUAUUUAAACUGGAACACGUCAUUUCCCGCUAUAACGUUAUGUGAAAUUUCAGCUACCGAAAUACAAUGGGACGAUUAUUCGGAGGAUGCUGCUGCAGUUGAACAAUUUAUUUCCGACAUAAUUUUCUUUACUGGGAGCUGCUAUUCCUGCUCCUCCCUGUGUCCCAGUUGUGAAAAAAUUGAUUUAAAAGCCACCGUGGAGAAGUUGCGCAAAAAGUGUCCGCAAUUAAUGAUGUCCUGUAUGUGGAAUAACGAGGCAUUCGACUGUUGUAAAAAGUUUUUGCCACUGGAAACGGAAUAUGGAGUCUGUUAUUCGCUGAAUUCACUUCAUACGAACAAAACACCGGAGUCCGAAAUGGAUCUCAUGUCUAAUAGAAAAACUGGACCUGGUCAACUUAUGGUAAAAGCUGUAGAGGACAUACGGUUGUAUUUUCAUGCACCUGAAGAUGUACCUUUUAUAAAUUCGGAUCCGGAUCAGCGAAAAGAUGUUAUGCUUGGGGAAGCUUAUAAUAUUUCUAUAAACGUAAUAGAAAUCGAAAACGACGAAAACGUCAAAUAUCUGCCGGUCGAGAAGAGGGCAUGCCGAUUUCCAUGGGAAAAGCCGGACGAGUUAAUUGUCCACAAGUACUACAGUUAUUCCACAUGUGUGGUCCAAUGUCACGCCGAUAAUCACAUAGAUCUGUGUAACUGCACGCACCACUUGAUGCCGGUAUUCAACAAAGGCAAAUACUGCGACAUCGAGGGCUUGCAGUGUUUGACUGACAAUUUCGAGACGGUAAAUAGACUCCACGCCAAAGGAUUUGACAAGUCCGGAUUAGUGUGUGAUUGCCUGCCUUCGUGUGUCGAGCCCGAAUACAAAGUCGUGUCUGAUACAAAAGGUGUUAAAACUUCUCACAGCGAGAUUUACAUCAAAAUGCAGUCGUUGCCAACUUCCCGAUUUAAACGAAUUGUUGUAAGGACCCAGCUAGAUUUGGUCGGUAAGUUACUCCGUUCCACCGUCGAAAAUUCGAUGUGAUUUUAUAAUUUUCAUUAUGUUAUUUUUAUGAAGACGUUCAACAAGUAGAUACGUUUUUAUUAGAUUUUUUUUUUUGAGAUGGGAAUCGAUAUUAAAUAAUUUCGCGAAACAAGUAAUUUAAUGCUCAAUUUCUUAAUAUUUUUCAAUUUUGUUUCAGUCUCGAUAGGAGGAAUUGCCGGCUUAUUUAUCGGAGCGUCGAUAUUAAGCAUAUUCGAAAUAUUCUACAUUUUCUUAAUACGAAAAUGCGAUUAAAAUUGUUCGCAUCACGAUUAAAAUUAUGUAAAAUAAUAAAUUAUA
This is a messenger RNA of Aethina tumida (small hive beetle), 1536 nucleotides long. RefSeq names its product pickpocket protein 11. The transcript is spliced from 10 exons. The record is from RefSeq and is a predicted model, not a curated record. Gene Ontology annotation, molecular function: ligand-gated sodium channel activity. Bases 1 to 1239 code for a protein of 412 amino acids. NCBI's taxonomy places the organism in Eukaryota, Metazoa, Arthropoda, Insecta, Coleoptera, Nitidulidae. Gene Ontology annotation, cellular component: membrane. Gene Ontology annotation, biological process: sodium ion transmembrane transport.